AAUCAUGCGCGGUCUCACGUCAUCAACAAGGGCCGGUAGUGGGGGGCGCGGCAAAUUGGAAAUUUGAACAGCUGAGUCGUUCGCGUAUUGUUUUCUGUCAAUUCUGGCUAUUUAUUGUCAAUAUUGAACUUGUAUCCACUUCAUAUAAUGGUGAAUAAAUUGCAGAGACAUGCUUUAAAACGUCCGAUGAAGGAGAAAGUGAGCAAGCGCGUCGGGCAGACUGCAGAUUUGAUGAUGCAGCUGGACAUGCUGUUGUUCCUGCAGCAGCUGGCUGAGGAGGCUCGCUCCAAAGCCUUCGAGGAGAAGACAGCCACCAUCAGAGCCCAGCACUUCAAAGCAAGCACCAAGAAAAUUCUGAAGAAAGUCCGGGGAUGACCUCAACUUAGAAGCAGAUGAACUUUUCUUUUAUUUUAAAUUUUUAUUUUUGCCUUUUUUGCCACUUCAUUUGUGUCUUUUACCAUGUAAAUUACAUUUUAUAACUGUAAAUAAAAUAUUUUGCCACCUCA
Messenger RNA from Engraulis encrasicolus (European anchovy), 506 nucleotides. It is a transcript of the gene cenpw, whose product is annotated as centromere protein W. Bases 148 to 375 code for a protein of 75 amino acids. Gene Ontology annotation, biological process: chromosome segregation; mitotic cell cycle; kinetochore assembly. The record is from RefSeq and is a predicted model, not a curated record. The transcript has 3 exons. Gene Ontology annotation, cellular component: nucleoplasm; kinetochore. NCBI's taxonomy places the organism in Eukaryota, Metazoa, Chordata, Actinopteri, Clupeiformes, Engraulidae. Gene Ontology annotation, molecular function: protein heterodimerization activity; DNA binding.